This is a messenger RNA of Fusarium tjaetaba, 714 nucleotides long. RefSeq lists its product as uncharacterized. Lineage: Eukaryota; Fungi; Ascomycota; Sordariomycetes; Hypocreales; Nectriaceae. The record is from RefSeq and is a predicted model, not a curated record. Bases 1 to 714 code for a protein of 237 amino acids. The transcript has 5 exons.
AUGUCGAACAAAAAGAUCAUCACUGCCAUCGGUUCUGCCGGUUCCCAGGGCGGCAGUGCUGCUCGUGCUAUCACCCGAGACCCAUCGGAGGACAAAGCCAAGAAGCUUGUCGAACGGGGUACUGAAGCUGUCGCUCUGGCGGUCGGAAAGGGUAAUUUGAACAACAAGUUCUCUCUUGUCAAGGGCUUCACUGGCGCAACUGCAGUUUUCGAUGUCACCAAUCAUUGGGAAAGCAUGAGUAUCGACCCCGAGAUCCAGCAAGGCAAGAAUAUUGCUGAUGCUGCCAAAGUAUUUACAGACGGCAACCUUCCUCAUGUUUAUCACUUCAAUGGUAAGGCUCGUAUCGAAGAGUAUGCGAGAGAGUGUGGCGUUCCCUCGAGUUUCUUCCUUCCUGGCAAGUAUCUGCAAUCCCUGAUAGACUUCUUCCGACAGAACGAAGGUGCCCGGGCUUUUGCUGCUCCCAUGCCAGAAUCCGCGCCUAUUCCCAUUUUCGAUGUUCGCGACACCGGGCAGGGCGUGAAGGAGUCAAUGGGUACGCCAAAUUGGGUAGCUGGAGAAGUGUUGGAAAACAUGCAGCUCGUUGCCGAACGCGGUUACUUCGCUUUUGAGCCACUUGAUGACACCCACGCCGCGCUGGUGGGUAACAAGCCGACCUCCUCGAUCGACUUUUUAAGGGGGCAUGAGUCCCUCAAGGACCUGAAGCAGCUCAGGUAA